UUCAUACUAACCUUUAGACUAUAAACGUUUUUACGAUACUCUCAAACUAUAAACUUGGGUCUUUCAUGUUCGAUGCAUGUUUCAGUAGAUGAUACUUGUUUAAAAAAUCCCAAAAAAUUCAUAUAACAUGUUCAAACGUUCUAAAUUAAGGUUAUCAUACAAUCUUUAUCGAAUAACCUUUAAAACGGGAGGAAAAUAAGGUAAAGACCAAUAAAAUAAAAAAGAUGUUACUUCAAACGUGGAAAUCGGCAGAUAAUAUUGUAAGAAAAGAUAUAAUAAAGCCAGGAACUUUCUCGAGAAAACCGACUGAAUGCGCUUCUUGUGAAGUUGUUAUUGAAAACAUAAACGUUAUCAAUGCGUCUGUAGAGGAUUUGAAAAACAAAUUUAACUCGCAGAUUUUACAUGGUAUAAGUAAAAAAAUGUUAACUAUAGGUGAAGCAAAUUGUGAAAUAGAUCGUCAAAUUGAGCGAGCAAUACAAAUGAUGAUGGUGUUAGAAAAAAGUUUAGUUACAAUAGAUAUAAUGUUAGAAGGCAUUGAUGAUCGUUUAGUUAUUAAGUUCGAAAUAACAUUGAAUAAAAUGCAACCAUAUAAACCAAUUUGGGAAUGGACGCCACAAGACAAGUAUUCGAUAGCUUUAACAUAUAAGGAAGCAGGUGUAUGUUUAUUUCAGAAACAUAGAUACGUGGAUGCAUUUUAUAAAUUUAGUAAAGCCUGUAAAAUUCUAAUAACAUUAGAGCCAAUUCAGGAUUUAGAAUUAGAUAAGACAUUAGAAACUAAAAUUAAUAAUUUAAGACUUAUAUUAUAUAACAAUAUGGCUGGGUGUCAAUUAAGUCGUAAAAAUUAUGAACAUACCAUAUCCUUAUGUAAUAAAAUUCUAAAUAAAGAAGCUAACAACGUUAAAGCAUUAUACAGAAGAGGAGUGGCACGUGGAAAUUUGAAAGACGUAGAAAAUGCUGUUACUGAUCUAAAAUACGCUGUUAGUCUAGAACCACAUAACCAAGCAAUAAAAGAACAACUUACAAUAUAUAAUACAAAAUUACAAGAGGCCAACCAGAAAUUUGAAGAUAUGGUAAAAAAGAUGUUCAAAGCUUAAAAAAUUAUGUUGAUACGUUUACCUGUAAAGGAUUAAAAAAAAUAAACAUUUUUCAUUUUGUAAAUAAAAAAAUAAGUGUUUAUUUUUAUCUACAAUAAUUUACAUAUUACAAGUAAUGUAUUACUUUAAAAUUACAACAUUAAGAAUUUGUUACAAAUAUGUAACUUUGUAAUUCUAUGUAACUAUAUUAUUGUUAAAUUAUUCUUACAUGUUUUGUAUUUCUCUUGUAGCUUAUAUGUACAUUAUGCACAUUAUGUACAUAUGCACAUUAAUAGUAACAGAAAUAUUUUUACAUUAUGUAUAAUUUAUUCAAAAAUACAUGAUGCAUCAAGAGAACAAUUUAUUUCUUGCAUUUAUAAUUAUAUUGCAAAAUUGAUUAAAUAUUGGAACAAGAAUAUAAGACAAUUAGAAUAAUAAACCUCCCCCUAUUAUUUAACAAAAUAUAAAUCGUAUAUUAAUACAUACCUCUAAAAAUAUUAGUUUCAAAUGUAUAUAUUGGCACUUUUAUUAUUUUGUGCUUUUAUUUUGAAAAAAUUUUAUUAAAGAAAACAUUAUGGAAUCUAUAAGUAUUUUGAGAAAAUAAGAUUAGAACCACUUAAAUAUUAUUUUAAAAUGUAGAAGCAAAAUAACAAUAGAUUUUAUAGCUUGCAAGUUACAUUAAAAUAAAUAUUAUUACAUAUACAUAAUAAAUGUAUGAAAGUAUAUUUGUUAAGCGUUCAGAAUGUAUAACAUUUUCUUGUUGAAAUAAAUGUGACCAUUAGUAACUGCACAAAUAGAUAAUUAAUGUUUUAAAACUAUCACCAUAGAAUAUUAGAAUAUAAAACCUUUUCUGCAAUCUUUCCUUCUGAAACUAUGGAUUGCUGCAUUAGAACAUGCAAUGGAGUGUUACAGAAACAAGCCUGAAGUAUAAAACUUUUUGAAUUUUCUAGUCUGUUAUGAUAAAAGCCUUAUUCUUACAAUAAGGAAAGAAAUAAAACUAUUAUUAUAUUUACAAUCCUUCAAAAAUUUGUUAGUACAUAAUUGAUAUUUUGUAAAAUAAUAAUCUAAGGUAAAGUUAUUUAAUGCUAAGUCUAAUAAAAUAUAUACUACAUGGCAUAUAUGUAUUUUCAAUCCAUUGUAAUUAAAUACAUUAUCAAUUUUAUUUAAAAUUUAUUAAAUGUGAAGAACAGUGAAUAGUAUUUACACUUCAGUUUAUUAAAAAAAAUUAAACAAUACAAUAGUAACUGAUGUAGGGUAAAUCUGGCACAGAUAUAAUUUAGGUAUGUUAGUACAUAUACAUAGAAUAAUGCAUAAAUAUACAAAGUGUGUUUUAUUAAAAUUUCGUUUCAAAAAUAUUUUACCACGUUUCCUUGUGACCUUGAAAUGCGUUUAAGUACGUAUAUUCCUCUAACUAAAAAGUUAAACAUGAAUUGAAUAUUAUAAAAAAAAAAUGUAAACGUAUUUGUUUCUAAAGACUUCUUUACACUUUGUUUUUUAUGUAUGUAUAUAUAUCCAUA
This is a messenger RNA of Bombus huntii, 2590 nucleotides long. RefSeq lists its product as uncharacterized. The record is from RefSeq and is a predicted model, not a curated record. The transcript is spliced from 2 exons. Gene Ontology annotation, molecular function: protein binding. The coding region runs from base 225 to 1094 and encodes 289 amino acids. Lineage: Eukaryota; Metazoa; Arthropoda; Insecta; Hymenoptera; Apidae.